Molecule: messenger RNA, 2942 nt
Organism: Myxocyprinus asiaticus (Chinese sucker)
Lineage: Eukaryota; Metazoa; Chordata; Actinopteri; Cypriniformes; Catostomidae
Gene: snx8b
Product: sorting nexin 8b
Exons: 12
Coding region: 224-1501 (425 amino acids)
Biological process (GO): retrograde transport, endosome to Golgi
Molecular function (GO): phosphatidylinositol binding
Source: RefSeq, a predicted model, not a curated record
AAGAGAAGUUAUCUGAUCUGUUGUUGUUUUUUGUCUAGCCACAGUCAGGCGUUAUGCAUGAAGAGGGCAGUUUAGGUGCAGCUGAACGUCUUAUAGGGACUGCAGAGUGAAGCCUACGAAUCGUACACACAGGCAAUUCAGACGUAUCAGUGUUGCACAGAUAAAUCAAAAUUUGAGGAUCACCUGAGAUCACCCAUUGCCCCAGUGACAAGGUGCAAAUAAGAUGCAUCUGGGUCAAAAAAUCCCAUUGGAUGGGCUAUCUCUAAAAGAGCUAGGAGAUAGUGUGUUAGUGGAGAUAGAACCCCAGCGGAAAGGACUGCCCUUUCUCAAACAUGUGGAGUACCGUAUUAUUAGCAAGUGUUUCCAGGUCCCAGUUCAACGCAGGUACAGUGAUUUUGAGGUGUUCCACAGUCUGCUACUCCAAAAGUUUAUUUACAGGAUGGUUCCACCCCUGCCCCCCAAACGCAUCCUUAAAGGCGUUUUGAACUCAAUAUCAGACCGAGAGUUUAAUGACAGUCGUCGCCGUGGCUUACAAAGGUUCAUGACCCUGGUGAUUAGACAUCCAGUGCUAGCAGGAGAUGAAUUGGUCAACAUCUUCCUCUCAGCAAGCAGCACAGUAAGUCCUGGAAACCAGCUGAAGGCAGUAAAUCUGAUAUACAGUAGACAAUAUACAGAUGUUCAAAACAAGCUGCGCGAAUCAUUUAAAAAAACAGGUGAUGAGUUCCUGACCUCACAAAUGGCCUUGCAUGGCAAGGUGUACCUUCCUGAAGACAUACAGAGCCAGGCUGCCGCUAAUCGAGAAGUCAUUGCAAAUAUCCACAGCAGUUUUUAUAAACUCAGAGAUGUAGCCGAGCGGAUGGCACAUCGCUCACGGGAGAACUCCACAGAUCUAUUUAUGUUUGGCAAAGACCUGAGUGAACUGGGCUCGGACACAUCAGAUCUGCCUGAUAGUGCCACAUUGGGCAAAGCAUGGAAGACUCAGAGGAAGUCACUUGUGGAACUGUCAGGAGAAUUUGGUCUACUUGCAGACAAAGCAGCACACCAGGGCUGCAGAGAGGAGGACGAGGUCGUCGAGAAACUGAAUCUUUUCCUUGAACAGCUGCAGUCGUAUAAAGACCUCUGUGAUCGCCAUGACAAUGGUGUGCUGUUAGAGCAUCAGAGAGCAUUUGAAAAGCGCAACGGGCCUGUGGCGACACAUUUAAAGAGGCAGAGCUUCUCGGAGCAGCCAGAGUCUAGACUUACACAGCAAGAAAACACAAUAAUCACCAUGGAGAUGAGGAGCUAUUUCUCCCUUUUGUGUCUUCAUCAAGAAACUCAACUGAUUUUCACUCAUCUGCCACUUGUAACUUCCAUUCUGGGGACAUUUGUCCACUCACAGAUACAAGGACACAAAGAGAUGGGUGAUGUGUGGGGUGACCUGCAUCCAAAACUGAAGUCUCUGUUUGAAAACGCUAAUGAAGUCUCGUCUCGUUCCUCUUCUCAAACACAUACCUCCAGAUGAUUAAAGAACUGCACUGUUGUUGCCCUUUCAUAACCAGAAAAUGAGGAUGAGGUGACACCCAACCAGAAAAUUCCCAGGUUUUACCCAAUAUCCCUGACUAUUUUACAGUGUAAUGUUUUGGUUAAUGUUUUCUUUCUCUUAAUUAAUUGUACUGUAUAUACUUUAACACAUUUGUUGAUGGCUUUUCCAAAUAUAUAGCCUAUACAAACAGAACAUAGUGACUACAAAAAGUAUUUGGACAUUUAAGCCACUUUUAAAAAUGUAUAACAUUUCACUAUAUGAUAUGCAAAAUAUCAAACCAUAUGCAAACAAAUGGUCCUAAACCUUUUCCUAUCUAACUUCAUAUUCCUUAGACAUUUUUUGCAAUAACUUUUCUAACCAUCUGAUCCCAUAGCCCUCAUGUUUACACAGGUAGCAAAGUAACCUCAGAUGUAGUAAUCACAUUAACUAUGAACAUGUUCCACUAAGUCUGCCAACCAAAAAGUGUCAAAAUACUUUUUUUGUCUUAAUUUUGAACAGUGUAUCUAUUGUCUUAUAACUUAAAACCACAUAAUGUAUUUCUUCUUGUGAAAUGCUUUGCUUGUGCUUUCUUUCUUUACUGUAUACAUGCCCCUUUCGCUGCUUUAUAUUUGAUGUAAUGCAAUGACAUUCAUACAUUUGUAUUAUGGCUUAGUGUCUAAAUACUUUUUGGAGACAAUUAUACAAUAUAAAAAGAGAUUAUAGAGUUUAUUUAUUUUCUAAAUGUCCAGUAGAAAAGCAUCCUUUGAUAGCAACAUGCCAAUGUCUGCACUGCUGUUCAACCUUUUCAUUUACUGUAAUAAUUCUUAUUUAGUUUUCUUUCUUUUAAAAAUGUGAACCACACUCAUUUGUUUUGAUGCAAUAUGCGUGCACACAUUCAAAUAAAUAAUCCCAGAUCUUUUAAAACCUGUGGUCAGUCCAUCCAUAUUAGUUUUUCUCAGAUCGCUUUGGCUCAUUUUUUGAAACAGUCUUAACAUUCUCUAAACUGUAAGUGCAAUUGUCACAACUGUUUUAUGGGACAUCACAACUCUAUUGCAUGUCUGCUAAAUGUAGUAACUCACCCAAAACAUUGAAUUCAUGCUUCAAAACCUAGUUAUUGUGUCAGUAAAUUGGCCAAUGACACCAAAAUGAAUUUUGUUUUUUUUUUUGUCAUUGUGUGAGCCGUACUGGUCAAAAUGUUUCGAUGUUUUUUCACCAUGGCAGUCAACUCUGGAAAUGUUUGUAAUAUACAAAUUUCAUUGUUGUUCUACAUUUUUGUUGACACUGACUGCUUACUGUACUAUACAAGAAUGUCAGUUUUGUCUAGCUGAAUGCUAUUGUGUAUCACACUGGGCUUUUUAGAUACCGAUUUCAAAUGUAGAUAAAAGUUUACUGGGAAAAGUCAAUACUGUACAAUACUGUAGUACACAGAAAAAGGAUAUGC